UUAACUUAAUUUUCGCUCUGUAUAUUUCAUCGGAGAGAAAAUAUCAUUUUUGACAAUUUGUUGGGAAAUUUUCACAGACGCUUUUAUUGUUUAGUCAAAUUGUUAAUUAAAUUUAUAAACAUUGUAAGCAACUGAUAAUCAAUGAAUUCGAGUAUUACAAUUGAACGUAAACGCGUAGAUUGCAACUCGUUGCCAAAAGGUUGGCAAAGAGAAGAAGUUCUUCGCAAGUCUGGUAUAUCAGCUGGUAAAGUCGACGUCUACUAUUACAGCCCCACGGGUAAAAAGAUUGAAAGCAAGCCACAAUUAGCACGAUGUCUUGGUGAUGCAAUUGACAUUGGAUCGUUUGAUUUCCAAAGCGGCAAAUUCGUACGUCAUAUGCCACCACCAUCUAUUUCGCUUUUCCGUUGCAGUAGCAUAAGUAACAACAACGGAAGUAGUGGGAGUACAAGUGGAAAUGAUAAUACUUCAAUGCCGCCACCACCACCACAAUACAGUGGCGGCAACACUUUAUCCCUAUCCGUGUGUUCCUCUCCAAUUUCUUCACAUUCACCUAUAACUAAUUCCAACAUAUUACAACCACUAAUGCCAAACACAACAUCUCACACCUUAAAGCGCAAAUUCAAAGCGCAGUCCCAAUUCCAAUCUCAAAUUCAGAAUCAGUCACAGACGCAUCAGUUACAAGGCAUGCAUACAAAUGUCAUUAGUAGCGGUUGUGCCCCAUCGAGCGCAUGUGGUGCUGCAACUACACCAGCAGCGAAUUCACGUCAGCAAUUAGAUUUCAGUCGCGCACCACGCACAGACGCCUCUUUGGUGCCACCCAUACGACAAACCGCAUCGAUUUUUAAACAACCAGUCACCGUAAUUCGAAAUCAUGAACAUACAAAAGUACGCAAUGACAACACUAAACAGGCAAGCGGCCAAGAGAAACCAAAGCAAAUGUUUUGGGAAAAAAGAUUGGAAGGUUUACGUGCGUGCCAUCCUACCGGUGAAGAGUUUGAUGAUAUUGCACUACCGAAAAGUAUACGUGCCAUCGGACCGAAUGUUAAUGAGCAAACAGUGCUACAAUCAUUGGCUACAGCACUGCAUGUACUAAACGUACCUGUAAUGGGCCAGGAAUCUACAAAGACUGAGAUGAAUAAAAAUGCUACAGCAUUUAUAAAUCCCGAACAACCGCUCAUGCAAGCAGUUUUAGUGUCAGAUGACGACAUACGACGACAAGAGGAUCGAGUUAACGUGGCUAGAAAGAAAUUGCAGGAUGCACUUAAAGCUUGAGUUAAACCUUUUAGAAAGUAAAGCUCGCUCUCAAAUAUACAUACAUAAGUAUGCACUAGCAUAGUUUUACUAUCGUAACGAAAUAGCAUUUUAAGUGGUAACUCAUAAGUCAUUUUGUGUUUUUAAUUUACUCGCUGAAGCUUUCAAACGAUGUCUUCAAAUAAUUACAGCAUAUAAAGAAAUUUAUACAAACCUAAAUUAUUGUCCUUUCUUUACAAAAUAGUUACGGUUAGGUGAAUGCCGAAAAAAUUUUGCUCAUGCAUACUCAAAGAACACCUCACAAAAUUUAUAAGGAAAUUAAAAGUUUUGGUUGUAAAGUUUAAAACUAAUUAUAAAUUUUAUUAUCAAACUAAGACUUAAAAGUGAUUAUAUAUAACAGUUGGCGGUAGAUCGGAAACUUUGUUAAAAGUGUUGUUUUUGGUAUAAUGAAAUGAGUUGGCAUACGCCAGAGAAUUUCGGUAGUUCCAUACAUAUUUUUUUUUGGAAGGCAAUUGUUUUCCUAACGACUCGCAUCAUUAAUCCAUUUCGUCGUCUUCCAACGCUUCAUCAUC
Zeugodacus cucurbitae (melon fly) is the source of this 1823-nucleotide messenger RNA. RefSeq names its product methyl-CpG-binding domain protein 3 (gene MBD-like). The record is from RefSeq and is a predicted model, not a curated record. Gene Ontology annotation, molecular function: DNA binding. The transcript has 3 exons. The coding region runs from base 142 to 1272 and encodes 376 amino acids. Lineage: Eukaryota; Metazoa; Arthropoda; Insecta; Diptera; Tephritidae.